Molecule: messenger RNA, 966 nt
Organism: Anthostomella pinea
Lineage: Eukaryota; Fungi; Ascomycota; Sordariomycetes; Xylariales; Xylariaceae
Source: the annotation of a GenBank genome assembly
AUGCAAACGAUGAUCGCAUUGGAAGUCGCGCAAAAGCAAGAGCAAAAGCAGUCGGCUACCUACAAGUGGCCCUUCAUCUUCCACACCUCGACUGCCUUUCUGCCUUUCUCACAUCAUCAAGUCAAGUCCCCAUCCACUCCAGUUCGCAUCCACCUUCAACUUGGCAACAUGUCAGCAGAGAAAGCGCCCACCAUCUCGGUCGAUGCGGUACCGGAGGCUUCACCGUCUCCGGAGCUCUCGCCGUGUGCUUUCGGCGUCGACUUCACGCCUCUGCCGGCGUACAAGGCAGCAGGAACAACCGAAACCGACCUCGCAGGCCUCCUCGUCAAACCGCUUCGGCUGCACGAAGACCUGAGCCCAGGAUGUGGCGGCCAGCUUUGGCCCGCGGGAAUGAUGCUGGCACAACACAUGCUGCGUCACCACCGAGAAGACCUGCGCGAGUCACGGAUGACGGGACUUGCACUGACAAUGGCUGGCGGUGCUAGUCUCGAAAUCGGCGCCGGCGGAGGUCUGGUGGGUUUGGCCGUGGCAACCGGCUGCGCCAUUGGGAACCCCCUCUUCAUCACGGAUCAGGAAGAUAUGUAUCCGUUGAUACAGCAGAACAUCGGCCUGAACGAUCUGGGCGGCAAGGUCAAGCCUGCAGUGCUGAACUGGGGCGAACCAUUGGCGCCAGACAUUGUGGCUUUCAAGCCUGACGUUGUCCUUGCGGCCGAUUGCGUCUACUUUGAGCCCGCGUUCCCCUUGCUGCUGACCACGUUGACGUACCUCCUGACGCUGUGUCCGUCGGCCACAAUCUACUUCAGUUUCAAGAAGAGGAGACGGGCCGACAUGCAGUUCUUCAAGAAGGCGCGCAAAGCCUUUAACAUAACGGAGGCUGAGGACGAGAACCGAACGAUAUUCAAUCGCCAGGGCUUGUUCCUUUACACCAUCACGAACAAGGCCAAUUCGAAUACGAAGCGCCAGUGA